ACUUCCGCUUCCGGCAGGGGCGGAGUCGCGGAGCCGAGAGGUCAGCAGAGCUGCCCGCCAUGCCGCCCCGCCUGCUCGCGGCCGUGCGCCGGCACUGGGCCCUGGCCGCCCGCCCGCCAGCACCCUGGAGGCCCCGGGGAGGCCGCGCCCUGCACUGGGCCGGCCCGCCGGACCGCAGCGCCCCCGUGUUCACGCGCGCCCCGGCCUUCGGGGAGCGGCUGGCCCUGGUGGACCAGCACGGCCGGCACACCUACCGGGACCUGUACCUGCGCAGCCUGCGCCUGGCCCGCCAGCUGUGCGCGCUGCGCGGGGCCGCGGGCGGGGACCUGGGCGAGGAGCGCGUGGCCUUCCUGUGCGCCAACGACGCGUCCUACGUGGUGGCCCAGUGGGCCUCGUGGAUGAGCGGGGCCGUGGCCGUGCCGCUCUGCGGGAAGCACCCGCCCGCCGAGCUGGAGUACUUCAUCCGGGACUCCCGCAGCGCGCUGGUCAUCGCGGGCCCGGGCUUCGAGCCGCUGCUGCGCCCCGUGGCCCAGAAGCUGGACGUCCCGCUCCUGCCCCUCCCGCCCGCCGAUGGCGACCGCCCCUCGGCAGAGCCGGGCGACGAGCUGCUGCCGGAGCGGGACUGGAGAGACCGGGGCGCCAUGAUCAUCUACACCAGCGGGACCACAGGGAGGCCCAAGGGCGUCCUGAGCACCCACCACAACAUCAGGGCUGUGGUGACGGGGCUGGUGCGGGCCUGGGCGUGGAGCAAGGAUGACGUGAUUCUCCACGUGCUCCCACUGCACCAUGUCCACGGUAUCAUCAACAAGCUGCUCUGCCCGCUCUGGGUGGGCGCCACCUGCGUGAUGCUGCCCGAAUUCAGCCCCCAACAGGUCUGGGAACAGUUCCUGAGCUCCGAGAGCCCCCGCGUGAACGUGUUCAUGGCCGUGCCCACCAUCUACGCCAAGCUGAUGGACUACUACGACAGGCACUUCACGCAGCCUCACGUCCAGGACUUUGUGCGUGCCGUCUGUCAGGAGAAGAUCCGGUUGAUGGUGUCGGGCUCGGCCGCCCUGCCCGUGCCCGUGCUGGAGAGGUGGCAGCGCAUCACCGGCCACACGCUGCUGGAGCGGUAUGGCAUGACGGAGAUCGGCAUGGCUCUGUCCAACCCCCUGCACGCCACUCGUCUGCCAGGCUCGGUGGGCACCCCGCUGCCCGGUGUCCAGGUGCGCAUCGUCUCCGAGAGCCCCCAGCCAGACAGCGGCCAGUACGUGCUACACGCAGAGGGGAGUGAGGAGGGCACUCAGGUACUGCCCGGCUUCGCAGAGAAGGAGGGGGAGCUCCUGGUCCGAGGCCCGUCUGUUUUCCGAGAGUACUGGGACAGGCCCGAAGAGACGAAGAGCGCCUUCACCCCGGACGGCUGGUUUAAGACAGGUGACACAGCCGUGUUCAAGGACGGCGCCUACUGGAUCCGGGGCCGCACAUCUGUGGACAUUAUCAAGAGCGGGGGCUACAAGAUCAGCGCCCUAGAGGUGGAGCGCGUCCUGCUGGGGCACCCCAGUAUCACAGAUGUGGCUGUGAUCGGUGUCCCUGACAUGACCUGGGGCCAGCGGGUGACUGCAGUGGUCACCCUACAGGAUGGACACUCCCUGUCCCACCAGGAGCUCAAGGCGUGGGCACGAGACAGUCUGGCCCCGUACGCUGUGCCCUCCGAGCUGCUGCUGGUCGGGGAGCUCCCGCGCAACCAGAUGGGGAAGGUGAACAAGAAGGACCUGCUGCGGCACUUCUACCCUGGCCAGCAGGCCCCCGGCCCGUGACGGGCAGGAACUGGUCUCCAGGGAGCCUCCGUGCCUGCAUCCCCAAGCCCGCAGAUGACCUGCGGGUCUCCCAUGGGCACUGCCCGCCCACACCUCUCCCCAGGAAGGCAUGUGACAGCCCAGCGUGGACUCCGCGUCAGAGGGACCCCAGCCCCCCCUGCCCCGACACAGCUGCAGCAGACUACGAGUCCGGCACCCCCACCCUGCUGCUGCCCCUGUGCCCAGUGCAGAGUCGGGAGCUUCUGCAGUGCGGGCACGUGGCCAUCGCCUCCAGCCUGGUUUCUCUCACAUACUGUUCUGUGAACAAGCCGCCAGAGGUGGGAGCCAGGCAGGUGCCCAGGGAACGCACGUGCUCGGGCGGAGCCUGGGUGUGGUCUGGGGAGCCCAGCUGCGCUGGGGGCAGCUGCCACAGGGAAACUGUUCUUGGCAUGGUGGCACUGACUACUCGCUGGGCUGGGGUGGGGCCUGUCCCCAGAGUGUGCCUGCUGCUAGCUUGUCAUGCGAGUCACAGCCAUGCUGCCCCUGCUCACACACGCCUCAUGGAGCUACAACUCCAGUAAGCAGGCAGGGGCCGAGGAGGGUGCUCACGUGGCCAGGCACAUGCCAGACAUGCUUGAGCCCCUGCGUUUGACCCCAUACGGGAGAACCAGGACAAUUAAAAUACAACUUUAUAAAGGCUA
Messenger RNA from Sorex araneus (European shrew), 2476 nucleotides. RefSeq names its product acyl-CoA synthetase family member 3 (gene ACSF3). Gene Ontology annotation, biological process: fatty acid metabolic process. Bases 60 to 1796 code for a protein of 578 amino acids. Gene Ontology annotation, molecular function: medium-chain fatty acid-CoA ligase activity. Lineage: Eukaryota; Metazoa; Chordata; Mammalia; Eulipotyphla; Soricidae. The record is from RefSeq and is a predicted model, not a curated record. The transcript is spliced from 10 exons.